CAAAUUUAAAAAUAUUAUUCCAGCGUUGAUUAAUUGAAGUUAUAUAAUGUCGUCCUCAUUUAUUGAUGAUUCUUUGAGAAGAAAUCCUUGGGCAAAAGAAACCAGUCAUCCAUACGAUGAGGUGCUAGCUUUAUUUCAAAAAUCACAAAAGCAUGAAAUGCUGCCAGAAAAUGAGAUUAUUGCGCAAUCCAAUGAAACGAAACUUUCUCAAGGAAUGGAUCUUAUCGCUCAAGCGAAUGAAGCAAGGCGAAAACUAGGACAGAUUCGAGCGAAAUGUACAUUCCUGAAUCUCGAAAAUCGAACGAGCGAUAUUCUACGUUCAGAAGAAUUGAAAUCCAACCUAAUCAAAGUAGAAAAAGUUUUAAAUGGAUUCGAAACUUGCGUCACAGAAGUCCAGUGGCUGCAGGAAACAUUAAUGCAAACAUACAAAGGGGAAUCGAUUAAAUUAGAACGGAAAUAUCACGAGAGUUUUCAAGAAUUGUUCACAAAUUCUGUGAAUGUUUUACACCAUUUGCAGAAUGAGUUGGACACUUUACAAUGGCAUAAAGACAACUCAGUAGAUAACGUUGAACACAGAAAUAUUUUGAAAACUUUGUCAGACUCUGUCACAAAUAUUGAAGCAGGAAUGAAGACAAUAGAAACUAUGCAUUUGAACUAUGCAUCAUGCAUCUGAAACAAACAACAGACUAACUAACCCCAUUCCUGACAUGACUGUGCUAACCGGAUGAGUGGCUGUGAUUUGUUAUAUAAUAAAGUGGGUAGGUCUGGUGUAGUUUAGUACCACAUGCACAUUUAGUUGGCUUGGCUCAACAAUUUUCGCACGUCGUAGUGACAUAAUUUUCGGUUGGAAUAGUCAUGUUGGGGUAAGGAAUAACAUAUGUAAAAAUCGUUAUGCUACCCCCACUGAAAGUACUUGUUGUACUAAACUGCACUAAACCGGAUUAAGCCACCUUAUUGCCUCUCUUUUCUCCCAGUUUGGAACAAUAUAGAAAUAUAUUAAUAAAUGCGUGAUUUCUUGAAUUGUUUAGUCUUACAUUAUUGUUUGUAUUUUUAGAAA
Messenger RNA from Styela clava, 1057 nucleotides. RefSeq lists its product as uncharacterized. Gene Ontology annotation, biological process: spindle assembly; microtubule nucleation; centrosome cycle. Gene Ontology annotation, cellular component: HAUS complex; mitotic spindle microtubule; centrosome. The record is from RefSeq and is a predicted model, not a curated record. NCBI's taxonomy places the organism in Eukaryota, Metazoa, Chordata, Ascidiacea, Stolidobranchia, Styelidae.